UUCAUUUGAAUUCCGGCCACUCCAGUUGGAAGAGAAAGCCCAAUUAACAAUGUCUCAUAGUCGAUCUCACAACAGAAAAUCUCAACAGUCCAAGUUUUCAGUCUCUGUAGUUUCUUAGAGUAAAAACCUUGACGACACCCAAAAUGGGUUGCUGUAUCAGCACAAACAAGUCUCCUGGGAAACAGGCUGAGACCUCUAAAGUAAAAGAAGCAGCAGGUAAUGGCGAAUCUCAUCCUCCUCCUCCACCUCCAUUUGAAGAGGAAACUGUGAAGGAAGUGCUAUCAGAGACUCCAACCCCAAAACCCUCUUUUCGCAAUGUGGAAGCCCUGAAGAACCAUAAGCCCUCUUUCCCCAAGAUCGAAAAGGAGAAGCCUUCUCCCCCUCCAACCCCUCCUCUUCCACUUCCCCCCUCUUUCACCAAGAAGGGUGAAGAAAGAGCAAAUGAUAUGGAGAGCAGAACAACGCCUCCUCCUGAUCCAUCUCCAGCAGUAGAUGAGAUUUCUGAAGUGUCGGACAUGUGUAGCUUGAGCGAGACCGUGUCCACCACAACGAUUGGGGAAAGAUACCCCGUGGACGAUGGCGAGGUCCGACAGAGAGUGGACAGAUCUCCGGCAAAGAUCCCCAGGAAGCGCCCUGUAAACGGGGACUUACCCGGGAAGACAGAAUGGGGUGGGAGAUCUCCUCCGGCGAGAAGGUUGAACCAGUCGCCGGGAAGGAGAAAUGACAGCAAUGUCAUGAAACCAUCUCAGAUUCAUCAUCAGAGUACUAAAGACAUGGGUGGCGGUGGUGGUGGUUAUACGAGGAGACAGCGGAUCCCAGGGAGCGGCGGUAGUGUGAAACGAGAUCCGGGGGAAAGUUCCGGGAGGAGGUCUAGGUCUCCGGCGACAAGGCCUGUUUUGGGGCGAAGCCCAUCGUCGAGGGCCGUGAGGUCCCCUGGUCGGAUCACAGCUUUGGAUCAGGACAACGAAAGGAGACCGGAGGAAGCGAGAGAAGAAGGUAAUUGGCCGACAAAUGAGUCCCUCGAGAACCCACUUGUCUCAAUGGAAUGCUUUAUCUUUUUGUAGAACAAAUUAUUAGCAGAUUAGCAGUACAGUUUACUAGUGUUGUUUCGUUC
This is a messenger RNA of Telopea speciosissima, 1114 nucleotides long. RefSeq names its product serine/arginine repetitive matrix protein 1-like. Lineage: Eukaryota; Viridiplantae; Streptophyta; Magnoliopsida; Proteales; Proteaceae. The transcript has a single exon. Bases 144 to 1064 code for a protein of 306 amino acids. The record is from RefSeq and is a predicted model, not a curated record.